UUUACCUCCCUUCAACGUCAAAUAUAACUCCCCCGUCUCCUCUCUUCUUCUCCCCACAGUCCUCUACCAGAAAAAGCUGAAAUUCCAAAAAAGUACUCAUUCGUCUUCACUCACAGCUCCAUAUCCCUUGUUCGAAAUGGAUCGGGUUGGAAUCGGUGUGGUACCGGGUAUGGAUAUGCCGAUCAUGCACGACUGUGAUCGGUACGAUUUUGUUGACGAUAUCGGGUCGGGUAAUUUUGGAGUUGCGAGACUCAUGAGAGAUAAGCAAACUAAAGAGCUAGUUGCUGUAAAGUAUAUCGAAAGAGGCGAUAAGAUAGAUAAAAACAUUCAGCGGGAAAUAAUCAAUCACCGGUCCCUACGGCAUCCUAACAUAGUUAGAUUCAGAGAGGUUAUUCUGACGCCAACUCAUCUUGCUAUUGUGAUGGAAUAUGCAUCUGGCGGGGAGCUUUUUAAGAGAAUUUGUAAUGCAGGACGCUUCAGCGAGGAUGAGGCUCGGUUCUUUUUCCAGCAACUUAUAUCCGGGGUCAGCCACUUCCACUCAAUGCACGUAUGCCAUCGGGACUUGAAGCUGGAAAAUACAUUGCUUGAUGGAAGCCCUGCUCCUCGUUUGAAGAUAUGUGAUUUUGGGUAUUCCAAGUCCUCUCUGUUGCAUUCACAGCCCAACUCAACAGUGGGAACUCCUGCUUAUAUUGCUCCAGAAGUUUUUCUAAGGAAAGAGUAUGACGGCAAGAUUGCUGAUGUGUGGUCGUGUGGUGUUACAUUAUAUGUGAUGUUAGUGGGUGCGUACCCGUUUGAGGAUCCUGAGAACCCAAAGGAUGUCAAGAAGACAAUAAGCAGAAUCUUGAGCAUGCAAUAUUCUAUUCCAGAUCACAUUGAGAUAUCUGAGGAAUGUCGCCACUUAAUGUCAAGGAUUUUUGUAGCAAAUCCUGAACAGAGGAUCACAAUGCAUGAAAUCAGAAAUCAUGUAUGGUUCUUGAAGAACCUUCCAGCUGAUUUAAUGGAUGAUAUGAUGAUGAGUGACCACUUUGAAGAGCCUGACCAGCCUAUGCAGAGCAUAGAUAAGAUUAUGCAAAUAAUCUCGGAGGCCACUGUGCCACCUGUGGGCUUGUAUAAUUUGGAAAUGCUGGAUGAUGAGUUAACUGACUUUGAUUAUGAUUCUGAUCCUGAUAUUGAUGUUGAAAGCAGCGGGGAGAUGAUAUAUGCAAACUGAGUGAUGCUAUACUUGUAAAAAUCUCAAUUCUUGGAGAACUUUUGGGACUUGUUGGUAUUUGAGUUUUGUAACUAGAGAAGAUAUGUUUAAGCACGACUACGGGAGAGUGAUUGUAAUGCUUGUAUAUAGUCGUUUGGUUGUAAAAUGGCUUUUUGCAUGCUAUAGAAGGAAUUGGCUUUUAUGUGGGAGAAGGAUGCUGGUGGUUGAAAACUGUUGCUUUUUAUGCUCAACAGUGAAAAUUCCAACAGCUCUUUAAGUGUUAUACAAUGUAAGUUCUGUAACUUUUGUACUUCGCUCUGUAUGUGUAACAAAUCAUUACGAUCUUUGUGGUUUUAUGUUGAAAUGCUUGUAGCCUAUAUGGAGGAUCAUUUAAUUGCUGAA
This is a messenger RNA of Nicotiana attenuata, 1591 nucleotides long. RefSeq names its product serine/threonine-protein kinase SAPK10-like. The transcript is spliced from 9 exons. The coding region runs from base 137 to 1210 and encodes 357 amino acids. Gene Ontology annotation, molecular function: protein serine/threonine kinase activity; ATP binding. Gene Ontology annotation, biological process: intracellular signal transduction; protein phosphorylation. Gene Ontology annotation, cellular component: nucleus. NCBI's taxonomy places the organism in Eukaryota, Viridiplantae, Streptophyta, Magnoliopsida, Solanales, Solanaceae. The record is from RefSeq and is a predicted model, not a curated record.